AAUGGGCUAAUGAGGAGGUAGCUUAUUAUAUAGAAAACACACAUUCUUUAUAUUUAUUCAAAGCUAAAACUUUAUUUUUUCAAUUUUGUUAAAAUACCCUGUAGAAACAGAGAAGAUUUGAUGUUCUCUGGUAAUCGGACCAUUCCCCUCCUUUCGUUUGGAGGGCAUUGACCAAUCGUGUCCUUUCGUUUGGAGAGCGUUGACCAAUCCUGUCCUUUCGUUUGGAGAGCGUUGACCAAUCCUGUCCUUUCGUUUGGAGAGCGUUGACCAAUCCUGUCCUUUCGUUUGGAGAGCGUUGACCAAUCCUGUCCUUUCGUUUGGAGAGCGUUGACCAAUCCUGUCCUUUCGUUUGGAGCUAUAGCGUUACAAGGCGACGUGCGACUUCCUUUCGGUAAUUGCGGCCAAAGCGAAGGGAAACCGUGAGCUGAAAAACUCCCGAAAAUAUCGUUUCAUCCUUUCCCGAAUACCAUAGCGAAUACCUAUACUUAUUACAAUUGUAUUGAUCUAACUUUACUGUGAAUUCGAGUGGAAAAUUCACUCUAGCGCCUUAGUUUUAAGACUUUUUAAGAAUUUUUCCACUUGAUCGUUGGCAGUUUUCCCGCUCGUCUUUGCUUGUUUCCCUUGUUAUUUGUCUUUUAUUCUUACAGGAUCAUGCCUCCAAAGCCAAGGUUUAGACGAAACGACAAAGGAGAAGUAAUUCUACAACAGAUAAGGGCCGCAGCAAAAGACAAGCAGAGGAACAAGGACGCCGCAAAACCUACGAGUGGUAAACAUCCCCACAAGGUAUAAUAUUUAUACUCUGUAAUCGCUGCUUUAUCCUCAAGCUAUUCUUUAUUAAUUCUGCUAAGCCUAUACUGUGUUACUACGUGAUGAUAGAGCUACGUGAUUUGCUUCGAAUUCAGUGUUCUAAAGUGCGAACCGAGCGAUCACUUUGUUCGAGUUCUAUUGCCUCGAGCGAUGGAAUGACCCCGGUCAAGGGCCUAUUAAAACCUCUUCAAAAUCUUCUCUCAUUCAUUACUUUCGAAUUAUUUACUCUUUAUAGUCUUAUAAAAGGGUAUAGCAUUGAAUAAGUGCAUUGUUUUCUGUCUCGUCACGCCUUUUGAGCGUUCUUUGUGAAGAAGACUUGUAUUGUUUAUGUUUUUAUUAACCUCUAAUUGUGGUCGCAUGCGACUUGCAAAACACUAUUAUUAUAGAUCUAAGAUCGCUUAACCAUUGUCAACAGUCUAUUAUACGGCAGUUCACUACCGAAUAACUUUGUUUGAGCAUUUGCAGAGAAAUUAUACAGCUAAAUUUCAUGCACUUUGAAAGUUUAUAAUGAUAAUAUUUUGUUUUCAACAUUUUUAAGUAACAGAGGAUGAAUUUACUGUCAUUUUAGGUUAGAAAAGAGGCCAUAGAAGCAGUAAACAGGAGGAAUGGUGACGUGAAUGAUGAGAUCGAUGUGAAAGGGGAGUACGAAGUCCAGUUCGGACACUAUCAUGGCCAAACUUUUAGAUGGCUGCUAGAGACCAAGACCAAGGAGAUGUUCUCACUCUGGGAUGAGAUGGUUGUCCGCCUUGACAUCUGGCACUUUAUGAGAAGGAUCUGUAUCUUAGUGAUCCCCGUACAAUGCCUCGGAAGCAAAACAAUAAUUUUCCUAUCGGCACAUAUGCAAAGAAGAAGAGGGCAAUUCUUGAAGAAUUAUGCGAGGAAAAAGUCAAUGCACUUUCGGAGAUAAAGCUUCAACAGCAAAAUAUCCGCAGACUGAAGGAAAAGGUUGAGAAUGAGGCAAGAGCCAGAGUGCGUGAGGCCGCGGGAGAUGCCAGCAAUACUGAGUGGGUGCUGAGCAAGUGCUCACUCCAGUUUGGCAUCUACCGCGGCAAAACGUUCAUCUGGCUGCUCAGUAAUGACUGGGGCUGGGCAGUCAUGGUGCUGGCCAGCCACAAGACCAAGAGGGCAAUUAAGCAUCCACAAGGGGACAGCCAGUGGGACAACAAGGAGGCCUUGAGACGGAUCAUGCCUCCGAAGCCAAGGUUUAGACGAAACGACAGAGGAGAAGUAAUUCUACAACAGAUAAGGGCCGCAGCAAAAGACAAGCAGAGGAACAAGGACGCCGCAAAACCUACGAGUGGUAAACAUCCCCACGAGGUUAGAAAAGAGGCCAUAGAAGCAGUAAACAGGAGGAAUGGUGACGUGAAUGAUGAGAUCGAUGUGAAAGGGGAGUACGAAGUCCAGUUCGGACACUAUCAUGGCCAAACUUUUAGAUGGCUGCUAGAGACCAAGACCAAGGAGAUGUUCUCACUCUGGGAUGAGAUGGUUGUCCGCCUUGACAUCUGGCACUUUAUGAGAAGGAUCUGUAUCUUAGUGAUCCCCGUACAAUGCCUCGGAAGCAAAACAAUAAUUUUCCUAUCGGCACAUAUGCAAAAAAGAAGAGGGCAAUUCUUGAAGAAUUAUGCGAGGAAAAAGUCAAUGCACUUUCGGAGAUAAAGCUUCAACAGCAAAAUAUCCGCAGACUGAAGGAAAAGGUAAUAUUUAUAGCGAAUUAGAGCUACCGCCAGUUGCGUGUUUAUGCCGAAACGACCUUCAAGUUCCGCCCUAAUGGGGGGCUGGAGUUUGCCGCUACACCUAGGGCCAAGGAUGUGGCCCAAUUGGUCAAAAAAUAAAAAAAAAAAGAAAA
Molecule: messenger RNA, 2653 nt
Organism: Nematostella vectensis (starlet sea anemone)
Lineage: Eukaryota; Metazoa; Cnidaria; Anthozoa; Actiniaria; Edwardsiidae
Exons: 4
Coding region: 1606-2463 (285 amino acids)
Source: RefSeq, a predicted model, not a curated record